Molecule: messenger RNA, 1431 nt
Organism: Panicum hallii
Lineage: Eukaryota; Viridiplantae; Streptophyta; Magnoliopsida; Poales; Poaceae
Product: aspartyl protease family protein At5g10770-like
Exons: 2
Coding region: 1-1431 (476 amino acids)
Biological process (GO): proteolysis
Molecular function (GO): aspartic-type endopeptidase activity
Source: RefSeq, a predicted model, not a curated record
AUGGCUGCUUCGGUCACCAUGAAGCUGGGGUUGCUCAUUCUUCUAUCCAUCACUACCUCUCAUCAGGUUCUAGCGGCGCAGCAGCAGCAUACCAUCAACGUCCAGUCGUUGCUGUCCAGCGAGAUGUGCUCCUCAGAGCCUGCAGCUCCAGAUUCAGUUAACCCGUCAUCUCGUCCGGGAGCUGGCAGCACCCACCAAAUCGUCCGCCGCGCUUGCGUGCAGACCGGCGACCACAAGACUACUCUGUCAGACCACUAUGCCGCUGUCCUGCACCGCGACCUACACCGAGUCCGGUCCAUCCAUCGCCGCCUCACCGGGCCGCAGAGCACGACCACCAUUCCUGCCCAUCUCGGCCUUCCCUUCCACAGCCACGAGUACGUCGUCACCAUCGGCAUCGGAACCCCGCCGCAAAACUUCACGGUCCUCUUCGACACCGGCAGCGACCUCACCUGGGUCAGGUGCACGCCCUGCGCCGCCAGCUCCUGCCACGCCCAGGAGGAACCCUUGUUCGAGCCGAAGAACUCUACCACGUACGCCGACAUCCCGUGCGACGCGCCGGAGUGCCGUAUCGGUGGCUUCCAAGAAACCAGCUGCGGCGUGAACGGGUCGUGCGCGUACACCGUGCAGUACGGCGACAAAUCCCAGACUUUUGGGAAUCUUGCCAAGGAGACUGUCACUCUGUCGCCGGAGGCGCCUCCUGCCACCGGAGUCGUGUUCGGGUGCAGCGACAACACCACUACCCCCUUCCAAAACACAGGGGUCGCCGGCCUGCUUGGCCUAGGCCGGGGCAACUCGUCCAUCCUCUCGCAGACACGGGGCACCGGCGACGGCGGCGUCGUCUUCUCCUACUGCCUCCCACCGCGCGCCAGCUCCAUCGGAUACCUCACCAUCGGCGUGGCUCCGCAGCCGUCGAACCUGACGUUCACGCCUAUCAAAACCGCCGCCGAACCUCUGCUGAGCUCUGUAUACGUGGUGGACCUCUCCAGCAUCUCCGUCAACGGCGAGGCCGUCCCUAUACCCGCAGCGGCGAUCUCCGCAGCGACGGUCAUUGACUCCGGCACGGUGAUCACCCACAUGCCGGCCGCGGCGUACUACCCCCUGCGCGACGAGUUCAGGCGUCACAUGGGCAACUACACGAUGCUGCCGGAGGGGUUGGCGGGGCGCCUGGACACGUGUUACGACGUGACCGGGCACGACGUCGUGACGGUGCCCCCGGUGGCGUUCGAGUUUGGUGGCGGCGCCAGGAUUGACGUGGACGCGUCUGGGAUACUGUCUGUGGCAGGUGCCUCAGGUGCCGCGGUGGCGUGCCUGGCCUUCGUGCCCACGGAUUCGGUGGACAUCAUGGUCAUUGGUAACAUGCAGCAGAGGGCGUACAACGUUGUGUUUGAUGUCGCCGGCGAGAGAGUUGGGUUUGCACCAAAUGGGUGUUAG